GACUAAUAUAUUGGAAAUUUUGUAGAACAAAAGCAUCUCGAUGACAGAUAUGUACCUGGAUAGUACGGAUCCAAGUGAAAACGUCGGACAGAUUCACUUUUCAUUGGAAUAUGAUUUUCAAAACACGACGCUAAUAUUAAAAGUACUGCAAGGCAAAGAGCUGCCAGCGAAGGAUUUAAGUGGAACUUCCGACCCCUAUGUACGAGUGACAUUGUUGCCAGAUAAAAAGCAUCGCCUGGAGACCAAGAUAAAAAGAAGAACUUUGAACCCGCGCUGGAAUGAAACAUUCUAUUUCGAAGGCUUUCCAAUACAAAAACUGCAAUCGCGAGUCCUUCAUUUACAUGUCUUCGAUUAUGAUCGUUUCUCAAGAGACGAUUCCAUUGGUGAAGUAUUUUUGCCUCUGUGCCAGGUGGAUUUUGCUGGCAAGCAAUCAUUUUGGAAGGCGUUGAAGCCGCCAGCCAAGGACAAAUGCGGCGAACUUUUAUCGUCACUAUGCUAUCAUCCUUCAAACUCAAUUUUAACGCUGACAUUAAUCAAAGCAAGGAAUCUAAAAGCUAAAGAUAUCAAUGGAAAGUCAGAUCCGUAUGUGAAAGUUUGGCUUCAAUUCGGCGAUAAACGCGUAGAGAAGAGAAAAACACCAAUAUUUACCUGUACGCUUAAUCCAGUCUUUAAUGAAUCCUUUAGCUUUAAUGUGCCAUGGGAAAAGAUUCGUGAAUGCUCCUUGGACGUUAUGGUCAUGGACUUUGAUAAUAUUGGUAGAAACGAGUUGAUCGGCCGAAUACUCUUAGCUGGUAAGAACGGUUCAGGUGCCUCAGAGACAAAGCAUUGGCAAGAUAUGAUCUCGAAACCCAAACAAACUGUGGUACAAUGGCAUCGCUUGAAGCCCGAAUAGAUUUCGAUCUGUGGCAAUUAAUAAUAAUAGGGCUCCAAUUAAUGCCCUUAAU
Molecule: messenger RNA, 944 nt
Organism: Drosophila navojoa
Lineage: Eukaryota; Metazoa; Arthropoda; Insecta; Diptera; Drosophilidae
Gene: Syt7
Product: Synaptotagmin 7
Biological process (GO): vesicle fusion; calcium ion-regulated exocytosis of neurotransmitter
Cellular component (GO): axon; synapse; plasma membrane
Molecular function (GO): SNARE binding; calcium-dependent phospholipid binding; phosphatidylserine binding
Source: RefSeq, a predicted model, not a curated record